Messenger RNA from Schistocerca serialis cubense, 2318 nucleotides. RefSeq names its product serine/threonine-protein kinase RIO1 (gene RIOK1). Gene Ontology annotation, biological process: maturation of SSU-rRNA. The record is from RefSeq and is a predicted model, not a curated record. The transcript is spliced from 10 exons. Gene Ontology annotation, molecular function: ATP binding; protein serine/threonine kinase activity. The coding region runs from base 78 to 1748 and encodes 556 amino acids. Lineage: Eukaryota; Metazoa; Arthropoda; Insecta; Orthoptera; Acrididae. Gene Ontology annotation, cellular component: preribosome, small subunit precursor; cytosol.
CGUCAUAACAAAAGUCGGUCUGUUUAGGUGUCGUGAGUAUUGCAUAUGUAUAACAGUAGUCUGCUAAUGCAUAGAAAAUGGAUUUGGUUGAUAGAGAAAUUAAGGAGGCUUGGAAUAUAGAUUCCGUCGAUGGGCAAUUUAGCGACGCAGAGGACGAUGUUGGCUAUCCGACACCUAGAGGCAAACCACUGGUCAAAUCACAGCUUGUGACAGGUGUGCAGAACCUCGAAAUCAAUGAUGGAAGUGGAAGUGAUGGAUAUGAAGCCGAAGAUGAUAAUGGAGACUAUCUGGAUGAAAUGUACGAUUGGCCACAAAAAGCACCAGCAUGUAAUCAGAAGAAUAAAGAACACUCAGUCAGUACUUACCUAGAUUCCAAUUAUGAAGUAAAUGCAGGAGGAAAAACAAUUGAUUAUCAACCACAGGAUAAACUGUUCAACAAAUUUUUAAAUAAAAUAAAUGUUGAAAGAUAUGAAGGACCAGCACUACCAUCACAUGCUUUAAAUCAUUUAAUAGAAAGCAGUAGAAAACUGGAUUCUGACAGGAUACGUACCAAAGAUAAACAUGACAGAGCGACAGCAGAGCAGGUUAUGGAUCCCAGGACACGGAUGAUACUUUUCAAACUGCUUAGUAGAGAAGUCAUCUCUGAAAUAAAUGGCUGUAUUUCUACUGGCAAAGAAGCUAAUGUGUAUCACGCUACCUCAAAAUCUGGGACGGAUUACGCGAUCAAGAUUUAUAAAACCUCAAUACUUGUAUUUAAAGACAGGGAUAAAUAUGUUACUGGAGAAUUCAGGUUUCGACAUGGUUAUUGCCGCCGUAACCCACGGAAAAUGGUAAGAGUUUGGGCAGAGAAAGAAAUGAGGAAUCUGGUACGCAUGUACACUGUAGGUCUUGCUGUUCCAGAACCUAUUUUGCUAAGGAGCCAUGUUUUAGUUAUGGAAUUCCUAGGCAAAAAUGGUUGGCCUUCUCCUAAAUUAAAGGAUGUGGAAUUAUCAGUGUCGAAAGCAUGCAAGCUCUAUAGGGACUGUGUUGUAAUGAUGUGGACAAUGUACAACAAGUGCAAACUUGUGCAUGCAGACCUCAGUGAAUUCAAUAUGCUGUAUCACGAGGGUCAAAUUUAUGUGAUAGAUGUGUCUCAGUCAGUAGAACAUGACCAUCCUCAUGCAUUGGAAUUCUUAAGGAAAGACUGUACAAAUAUCUCAGACUUUUUUAGGCGCAAAGGAGUUGCAACAAUGACAGUGAAAGAACUGUUUGACUUCAUUACUGAUCCAACUGUAACGGAGAGAAAUAUGGAGGAAUACUUAGAUAGAGUUUCAGAAAAAGCUGCAUCCAGAACUCUGGAAGAGACAACAGCUCAAGAACAAAUUGAAGAAGAAGUCUUCAAGAAAGCCUACAUACCAAAGAAUCUACAGGAGGUUGUAGAUUUUGAGAGAGAUAUUACAAAAGCAAAAGCGGGUGAAGGAGAAGAUAUCACAUACAAGACAAUCACAGGACUCAAAAGUGACCUGUCCCAGCCACAGCAAACACCAGAGAUUCUUCAGGGUGCGAAAAGUGAUUCAGAUACAGAAAAUGCCUCAGAAGAUGAUUCAGACACAGAAAAAAGCAGCAAGUUUGUGGAUAGUGCAAGACCGAGAGAUGAAUCACCAGAAAGCAAGAAGGCAAGAAAGAAGGCUAUCAAGGAACAACAGGCUGAAAAGAGGAAAACAAAGAUGAAGAAACAUGUCAAAAAAAGAUUACUGAAAAAGAAGUGAAUUCUUCUUUUCAAAUGCUCAGCUUAAUUGUAUUGUACAAAUUAUUGUAUCUAUAUUUUUGUGAAUAUGUUUUCAUUCAUAAUGGUUUCCAAGUAUAUAAAAUUCUCUCUUCUGCAAAGGAAAAUUGCUGCCAGGUAAUCUGGCAGCCUUACUUCGUAUAUUCCCUUAGUCAGCUGUCACUAUCAUUAUAGAAUAUAUGAUCAGUAUAUCAUUCAGUAUGCUUAAUUUCAUAUAUGAGACAUGUAAUAAAGAUAUAAAGUCCAGCUCCUCACUUGUUGGGUAGUAGUUGAUACGUUCUCCUCCCAUGAUACUUUCAUUGUGUCAAUAAUGGAGAGACAUGUGUGUAACGUUUUUAGUCUCGUAGCUUAAUGAAACUUUUUAAAAGCAGAAUAGAUCUCUCUUUACACUUGUCUGUUACUCAAAUAAUCACCUGAUGUAGAGGUAAGCAGAUACAAUUUUUCAUUGUUGACAGAUUGAAAUAAGGCAGCUAAAGAAAAUAGAUCAUGGUUAGUAAUUUCUUUCAGAAUGUGUGAUGAAUACUGACCGUACAAUAUGAUUUGUAAAAUAUAU